CCUUACUCUCCCAUCCACACCUUUCCUUUCUUCUUCCUUUUCCUUUUUCUUUUCAUCCAACCCCAUUUCUGGAUACAAGAAAAGUACUGCAUUUACUCUUCAAAACGCUUGCAUUAAAUGCACCAUUGUGUUACUAUUUUUCUGAAAAUACAUGUAUCUGCUCCCUUCUUUGACAUUCCUCUUUAGUUCUUCUUUUAUUGCUCACUUUCCUGUAUACACUUACUCUCUUCUCCAUUCUGACCCAACCCCAACACCAUUAAUGGAACCUUCAUUGGAGACCCCCUGGGAGUGAAUUGUUUGGACCAAGUUCUGGUUGACGAAGAGACCCUGAGACUAGAGGAGGAAGAACAGCUUCUGAUAUCAAGUUUAGAGGACAAGAUGCCUUUUCUUCAGAUGCUUCAGAGUGUGGAAUCCCCACAGUUUUUCCCUUUGAAAGAACCAAACUUUCAAACACUUCUGAGGCUGCAGCACAUUACGAAACCAUGGGAGGGAAUGACCUAUGUUCCAAGAAUGGAAGCACAAGUUCAAGCAGCAUUGGAGCUAGAGAGUUGUGUGACACAUGACAUGUUGGAGAUGCAGUCACCGGUGAAGUCAGAAAGCAAUGAGCUCCAACACCCACUUUCAUUUUCUUGUGUUGAGAAAGUGAGCUAUGAGUGCAACCAGGAACCACACAAAGUAUCACAAUCAUGCCCCAAAUCUCAGCCAGCAACCACAAGGGAAAGGCGAAAGAGAAAGAGAACAAGGCCAAGCAAGAACACGGAAGAUGUGGAGAACCAACGCAUGACCCACAUUGCUGUUGAACGCAACCGGCGGCGUCAAAUGAAUGACCAUCUCAGUGUUCUAAGGUCCCUCAUGCCUCCUUCCUAUAUUCAAAGGGGUGACCAAGCCUCAAUAAUUGGUGGUGCAAUAGAUUUUGUGAAGGAGUUGGAGCAGUUGCUUCAGUCCCUUGAGGCACAAAAAAGGAUGAGAAAGAAUGAAGAGGGAGGUGGUUCUUCUUCCUCGGUGUUGUGUAAGCUCCCUCCAACACCGUCAUCUUCAUCACCACAUGGCUAUGGAAUGAGGUCAUCAACUAGUGAGGAAGUGAGCUGUGGAGAUGAGAUGAAAGCAGAAAACAAGUCAGAGGCAGCAGAUAUAAAAGUGACUUUGAUUCAAACCCAUGUGAACUUGAAAAUUGAGUGCCAAAGGAAACCAGGGCAAUUGAUAAAGGUCAUUGUUGCUUUAGAGGACCUAAGGCUAACCAUUCUGCACCUCAACAUCACCUCCUCAGAGACUUCUGUCCUUUACUCCCUCAAUCUCAAGAUUGAAGAAGGCUGUAGCCUACUUUCAGCAAGUGACAUUGCAGAAGCAGUUCAUCAUAUAUUCAACUUCAUUAAUGGUAGCUAGACACCACUAGCUCUCCAGCCUUAGGGAGUGGUUGCAGAGGAAUAAAGGACGAAUCAUUGCAAGGAAGAUGGGGAAACGGGGAACACAGGGCAUUCAUUUCUUGUCUUCAUAUCAAUAUGAUGUGUAUAAUGUUAGGUGGUAGCUGAGAGAGAUAAUAGAUGAUGAUGGUACUGCAGGGAGGCUAAGGCAUGUGAUAUAUAUUAUUGUUUGCUGCUCAAACGGUUUCUCUUGUGUUGAUUUAAUUAAAAUGUUAGCUUUUGUUGUAUAAUGUUGUGGUGAAUUCUUGUUAACAUGUUUUGAGAAUUUGGAUAUGGAAUGUGGUGGGGGAUAGAGGGUAGGGUCCAUGAGAAGAAGGAAGGACCCACUUUGAAAAUUUUGGAGUUCUCAUCAUUACGAAUUACUAGGAGGGGAAUGAUGCUUCUCUUUUUA
Messenger RNA from Vigna umbellata (rice bean), 1812 nucleotides. Its product is annotated as transcription factor bHLH67-like. NCBI's taxonomy places the organism in Eukaryota, Viridiplantae, Streptophyta, Magnoliopsida, Fabales, Fabaceae. Gene Ontology annotation, biological process: stomatal complex development; guard cell differentiation; positive regulation of DNA-templated transcription. Gene Ontology annotation, molecular function: protein dimerization activity; DNA-binding transcription factor activity. The record is from RefSeq and is a predicted model, not a curated record. Gene Ontology annotation, cellular component: nucleus.